This is a messenger RNA of Bipolaris maydis ATCC 48331, 592 nucleotides long. The record is from RefSeq and is a predicted model, not a curated record. Lineage: Eukaryota; Fungi; Ascomycota; Dothideomycetes; Pleosporales; Pleosporaceae.
AUCACGUUACUCGGCGUACGAGAGUCGGCUUAGCCUGUGACUUGCGCCCAUUCUUUGCAUUAUCGAAGAUAUUCUCUUGAAUUACACAACAUGAGGCGCCCACCGUAUCUCUUCUUUCUCCUCCUGACCUUCCUGUCCUCCCUCUCCAUCUCCCUUGCCGCCUCUCCGACGUCCUUUUGCAAGUGCACCUGUUUCGGGAACAGCACAAUUGUCGCCCUCGACGCACCAUCCGCUGCUAAGAAGCCCACGAGCCAUGCCGAACCCCGCGCAUCUAAGAAGACGUGCAACGACUGCAACCGCCAGUUCUGCCUUGGAUACAGCUUUUGCACUGGAGAAAAGGAGGAGAAUGUCCUAACUACGUGUUUCCAGAGGGACUCUGCCAAGGAUCAGGCUGUCGUCUUCAUCUUCAUCGGAGCGACACUGGGGCUACUGGGUUGGGCUGGGCUCCGGCCAUGGAUUGAGGGGUGGAGAGAGGCACACCGGCGAAGCUACAUUCCCAUGCCAGGACAAGGCAAUCAGUAAAAGCGGAAGACCAACCCGACAUUCAAACAUGCGUCAUUUAUGCAGCAUAGAUACAAAACAAGAUACCCCA